Messenger RNA from Insectozyma verbasci, 1542 nucleotides. The record is from the annotation of a GenBank genome assembly. Lineage: Eukaryota; Fungi; Ascomycota; Pichiomycetes; Serinales; Debaryomycetaceae.
AUGAGUUUUACUUCUUCUCCAAGUUCAACAAAUUCAUCAUCACAACCUAAAAGAAUAAGAGCAAGUGGUGAAGUACUUGAUUUUCUUAUUUCAGAAUUUGAAAAAUGUUCAAAUCCAUCACCAGAUUAUCGUAGAUAUAUUUCUGAUAGAUCUCAGAUGAGUGAAAAAGCAGUUAGAAUCUGGUUUCAAAAUAGAAGAGCAAAACAAAGAAAAUAUGAAAGAAAUCAAAGACUGGAAAAUAAGUAUAAUAAUAAUAAUAAUAAUAAUAAUAAUAAUAAUAAUAAUGAUAAUAAUAACAAUAAUAUUAACAACCAAACUACUAAAUAUUAUCUUCCUCCUUCACAUUCAAUUAUUGAAAUUAAUGAAAAAUAUUGUUUUAUUAAUUGUAGUUCAUUAUCCGUGGGUUCAUGGCAAAGAAUAAAAUCAGGAUAUGUCGAUGAUGGAAAUUUAAUCAGUUCAUUAAUUAAUUUAUCACCAUUUAAUUUGAAUAAUGUAAUGACUAACGUUGAUCUAUUAGUCAUAUUAUCUAAAAAGAAUAAUGAGUUGAAUUAUUUCUUUAGUGCUGUGUCAAAUAACAAUAAGAUACUUUUUAGAAUUUUUUAUCCAUUAAGUUCAAUCAAAAGUUGUUUUUUUCAUGAAAAUAUAGAUGAAGAUGCUGUUGAAUUACGUAUUAAUUUAAAUUUUAUUCCCAAAUUUUCAGUAUAUUUUUUCAAUGGUAUAAGUUCAACUUCAAAUCAAUGGAGUUUAUGUGAUGAUUUUUCAGAAGGUCAACAAGUUAGUCAAUCUGGUGUUGAAGGUGUUGAAAUUCCUCAUGUUUUAGUUGGUGAUCGUAAUUCAUUACAAUAUUUGAAUUCUUAUAUUUCAAAUCAUACAUAUCAAGAAGAAAAAGUUGAAAAUUUUGGAAAUACAAUUGAUUUAUUAAUGAAUAAUAUGCCUGUUCAACAAAAUGUUCUAAUGAAUAAUAUUGAUGUUAGUCCAAUAAGUCAUCAAAAUGUACAUAUUGAUAUACUGGCAUCUUUAAGUCAAGAAGUUUUAAGUCAAGAAGUUUUAAGUCAUAAUAUAAGUCCAAUAAAUCAAGAAAUGCCAUAUAAUAAUAAUCGACAAAUUUCCAAUCAAGAAGUACCAUUUCAUCAAGAAUUUCCUAAUGUAACACCACAUAAUCAAAUUAAUGAACCAAUUAAUUAUAAUCAAGACUCUUCUCCGUUUAGUGUGCAUUCGAACAAUGGAUAUAAUAAUAAUCAACACAAUUUCUACCAGUCUGAUACUCAUAACUCAUCAAUUUCACUCAAACAACAACAAGCUCCUCAAAAUGCAAUAAGUCCUACUCAAACAUCACCUGAUUAUUAUACGACAAGUAAAGGUACUGAUUUUGAAAUAGAAGCACCAAUUGAAAGUCUUGGUGCUUUAAAUCAAAAUAUUUCCAGUCAAGGUUUAGGAUUGAGUGGUUUCAAUUUUGAUAAUAAUAAUGUGAAUCAUGAUUCACAAUUUGAUUUGGGGUUAGGAAUAGAUUUAGAAAUUGAAAAUAAUCAAGCUGCAAUUUGA